UUGAUGUGGGGGUGUAGCAGAGAUGUGUUUCUCUCUCAGUUCAGUGAUGGAACAGUGAGCAACAGUUUCAGACCACUCAGUGCCACCUCUAAGGCUCUUUUAUGACUCCAUCUGCCAAGGAGGAUGGCUCCUAUGUUGAACUCAGACUGAGUUUUCUGAAACUCCUAACGCUCAGGAAGUGGAUUCUGUGGUCAGGGGGGCUGAACAGAUCUUACAAAAAUAAAGCAUCAUCUCUUUAAAGCAAAGUCUCAGUUCAUGUAUAGCUCAAGUACCUGUCAGCUCACCAUGCCCAAAUCUGAUCAAGCUUCUCUGCAUUCCUCCAGUGCCUGCCAGUUCCCUACCAAGAUUUAGAGCCCUGAAGACGCAGCGCCAGCUCGUAUCGUGGUGUAAGCAGUGCAAAGCGCAGUGCAAAGCGGCGGUGUUCCAGGCAAUCAUGCCAAGAUCUUUCCUAGUGAAGAGCAAGAAGGCUCACAGCUACCACCAGCCCAGGGCUAGCGAUGGCGACUACAGCACGCAGCAGGGCAAUGUCCUGGCUUACGCCUGUGCAGAGAGCCCCAUUAUGCCUGGGAUGAUGCAGUGCCGUUUCUCUCCGGUCUCCUCUAAUCUGGGAGAUGGCACAGACGUGUCGUCCGAUUCCCCUGGCAGCAGGGAGGGCAGCGUGUGUGAGACAAGCCCCUCUGAAUGUGAAGAUUUCUGGAGACCUCCAUCUCCUUCUGUCUCCCCAGCCUCAGAGAAGUCCGCCUGUCCCUCUCUGGAUGAGUCUCCGCCCUACUCCAUGCCCUUCAAACCAUACGCCUGGGACGAACUUGCGCGCUCGGAGCUCCGCCAGCUGGUGCAUAGUUACCGACCCACAGCGCUGGACAGAAGCUCCUCACUAUACGCAGAGCGGGAAGCACAAGCCCCGCCCACUUCUCUCUACAGCGCAGGUAGAGGCUUGCGCGGACUGUACGGAGGCUACAGACAGGCCAUAGGUCGCUAUGGAGACCCCAGAGGCCAGACGUCACUGUACGGGGAAAAGGCUCAGAGCAUCAAGGUGGAGUCCGACCUGCUCUGCACGCGGCUGCUAAUCAACAACGGCUCAUACAAAUGCCUUAAAUGCAGCAAGGUUUUCUCCACACCCCAUGGGCUUGAAGUCCAUGUACGUAGGUCUCACAGUGGUACACGGCCAUUUGCUUGUGAUAUGUGUGGGAAAACCUUUGGCCAUGCAGUCAGCUUAGAGCAACAUAAGGCAGUACAUUCCCAGGAAAGAAGCUUUGAUUGCAAAAUAUGUGGCAAAAGUUUUAAAAGGUCAUCAACACUGUCCACUCACUUGCUUAUCCAUUCGGAUACCAGACCAUACCCCUGUCAGUAUUGCGGCAAAAGGUUCCAUCAGAAAUCUGACAUGAAGAAGCAUACAUUUAUACAUACAGGAGAAAAACCACAUAAAUGCCAAGUUUGCGGCAAAGCGUUCAGCCAGAGUUCCAACCUGAUUACCCACAGUCGCAAACAUACUGGCUUUAAGCCAUUUGGCUGUGACCUGUGUGGAAAAGGUUUUCAGAGAAAAGUGGAUCUGAGGAGGCACCGGGAGACCCAACAUGGACUUAAAUGAACAUGAAAAAAAGUUCUGCUCUUGUUCCAUACAGGAAAUCCGCACAUAUAGCAGCCUGAGAACACUAUAUGAACUUCAACCUAAAAAAAUCUGUGGCGUUGACUCAUUACCACUAACGAUGGUGGAAUGUGCAAAAAUCUCAGUUUUGAGUUUACUCACCACGUUGUACCAUCAUACUCCUGACCUUCACAGACAGCAAGUCUUCUGUGACCGAGUUCCAACUGAUGACAAGAAAAUGUAAUAUACAUGGUACCACAGACAGUGUGGAGAUAUAAACCACCCUUAUGCGGUAACAACUAAAGACAUGCAAUCUGGGCCACCCGCUGUGAAGAACCAUAUGUAUCUCAGAGACUAAAACAAUGAAUUUGUGUGUGUGUGUCAAUAUAUUAUAUAUAUAUAUAUAUAUAUAUAUAUAUAUAUAUAUAUAUACACAUAUAUAUAUCUAUAUACACACACACACACACAUAUAUAUAUAUAUAUAUAUAUAUAUAUAUAUAUAUAUAUAUAUAUAUAUAUAUAUACUUUACACACAUACCAGUGUCAGCAUUUUAUUAUUACAUCCAUUUCAUAAAGGACCAUUUAUUCUCAUUAUUUUAUUCUCCUUUAUUUAAAGAUGACGUUUACUUUAUCUACAGGCCUAACGUUUUAUUACCCAGACAAAAGUGACUUUGACAGACAACUUAUGGUGUAUCCAGGAAACAGAACUUUCUUGUGCUUCUCCAGCAGUUUGUCAGUCUCCUGUCCUGCUGUGGUCUUGACUAAUAGUGAAAGCAAUCUAUCAAUCUUCCCUGUUGAUCUGGAAAGGAAACAGAAUGGAGGAAGGGGGCACAUGGUAAUGAUCCAGUCUGGUUAUUUCAGUUAUGUGCACUUGUGCAUUGUCUGUAUCUGUUGAGAAAGUAGAAGUACCCUGAUAGCUCCUAAUCUGCUUCCUUGAACCUAUGUCUCAGAUCUCAGAUUAGAAUUAAGAUAAUAAUGUUAGCAGACCUACACCCUCAAAGGGAAGCUUUAGCAAGCACAGUAUUAUAUGAAAGACAGUGGUGUACAACUAAAAUGCAGAUUGCAACUAUAUCAAUAGAACAUAAGAUUGUAAAAAUAGUCUCUCUUUCAUAAAUUGGUUGUAUGUUUUCCUUUUCUGAGCAAUAAAGGGGAGAUCAUACUCUAUUCAUAGACUUUUUAUGAGCAUGGCUUUCUGCAGAUGUUUCCAUAGGGGCAAUUUCCAUAACAUGUAACAGAACAGUGCCAUCUAACAUACUGUUUUGUAGAGAGAAACAUCUAACUAAACGUGUGUCUUAUUAAAAAGCAUUUUUCCCUUUCAGUGCUAUUGAGAAAAGCAUUUUGGCAGACCAACACAAGUUCAUAGCUUAAAUGCAAAUGAAAGGUUGUUUUUUGCCAGUUGCCCUUUAACUGAGGGGACUAUUGAGCAUAACAUACAUUCAGGGGCCCAAAUACAUGGCAUUAACAUAAAGUAAAGGAGAAUGUUUGUGAGUUUCCAUUUAAAUGUAAUCACUUACGAGAAGAAUAUGUUGGCUGAUAAACACAGUACACCUCUUAAAGGAGAACUAAACCCUAAAAAUGAACAUGGAUAGAAAUGCUACAUUAGAGAAUUUAUUGUAACAUCAGAGAGGUGCAGUAGCUUUAUAACAUUAAUGAUUCAUGCAUUCAAAAUUAUCCACAGGAACUCUCCACCUUGGAUCUUGUUAGGCCACCAUUUCAGUGUCAGUGGCAUUGCACAUGCUCAGUAUGCACACAGCAACUUCAUCUCCCUGGGCUUGUGAAUAAGCCCAAAAUAUAAUGUGCAGCAUUUCUAGCAUACUUCUUUGUUAAGCUUUAGUUCUCCUUUAAGGAAAUAGCAAAGAAGCAAGACAUAUAUAGAUUUACCUGAUAUUUUUAUGCUUUGAGUAACUGCUUAUCCACAAUUUUGCAUCUGUUUGUGAUUAUAUCACCAAAUAGAAGCAUAAUUAUCUUAAACUACUAUACAGUGUUUACUCAUGCUGGUUGCUUGUUAUUUUGUCUCCUCCCCCAUGUCUUUAUCCAAUAGCGCUUUAUCUGUAAUGCUUAAGCCUGUUAUUGUUUGGCUACAACCUUUGGAUGUCAGUGGAAUGCUAACAGUUGUAGUUAAACAACACCCGAAUGUGUCUGGUUGCCCAUACCCGAUAUCAGCAAUCCUUUAGCAAAUUCAUCAAGUACAUUUCCAUGAUCCCAUAGAUUGGAUCAAGUAUUAAAAAAUGACUCCUUCUUUUCUGAAAUAUGAAAAAUCUUAUUGCCAAGAGUGUGCCCCAUUCUGCCAAGACUUGCCACAUCAGAUGUUCAGAAGUACCGUACAUUUCCACCAGUUCAGUUUGAAUAUACAAAAAGGUAUAUAAGGCAUUCCUAAGGGCAAAGGCAAUAUAGGCCUCUUGAUUACUGCAACUGUCUCAAGGAAGUUGUAGCAACCAAAACAUGCUUAAUCAUAGAAACCUCAACUCCUCAUAGUCCAAUAAUUUCAGUAGCACCCACUUUAUGCUUGCAGACUACCAGUUCCCACUGCAAAUCUACAAAUCAAGUAAGGGAGCUGCACCUCCUAGGCAAUGUGAAAAGAUUAGAAAACGUUCUGGUGUUUGCAACUCUUUUCCAAGCAUUGGUCUAGGCAAAACACACCAUAGGGAAGCAGGAAAGGAGAGCUUUAAGAGAACACCAUGCUCAUUUUCUCCCUUGAUACUCGCUGGGUAUAUGAGUGCUUCACAUACAGUAUCAACAUAAACUUCUACUAGUGGUUAGGGAUAUUUUGAUUUUGCUUUAGUUUUUCCAAAGAAUGUGGCAGUAACCAAAUGUGACCUACAACAUUAGAUAUAUAUGUACAUUACUACAGUAGUACCACACAAACAGGAGGUAUUAAGCAAGGAGGCAUUAAAAAACAAAUUCUUUUAUUAUUGAUUAGAUCAGUUGGUUGGGAUAUCGUAGCAAGGACAGUGUAGGAGCAUUGGGUUACUUUGGAAAGAAGGAGAAGUGAUACCUUCUCUGCUUACAGAGGUACUUUUCUUUCCCUGGCUCAGGUUGUGAUAAGGUGUUGAACCCGCUCAAAAUGCUUCAGUGUUUGGCAAAUGCUUAAUUGUUACUGCUUUUGGACACAUUAUUUUGUUUUCCACACACUAAACAAUCAUGAUUAGGUUCUGUUUUCCCUACGUCUGAAAUGGCACACAAACUUGUACAGUAUGUACAGUACAUUAUCCCAGUUGGCAGCAAACCAUUAACUUCUUGCAAAUCAUUAGCGUGGUGGUGAUUGAAAAAAAUUCGGAAUCUACAAGCCUUUCCCCCCAUUGCAUGGGUUGAGCCAUACGGGGUACUGGCUUUUUAAUGUUUUAUUAACUAGACUUGCUUUGCUAUGAUAAAUUAAUUAUCUGUAUUAUUACCUCAUGAUCUUUGCCUUAAACAAAUGUUUCCACAUCAUGUAGAUUAACCUGUUCUUUCUAGUAAAGUUCCUUGUAAAUACCUUAACAUUUUGGAGUGUUAUCUGUUUUAUGAUGCUUAUUUAUUGUGAAAAUUAUGUUUUAAAUUAAUAAACAACAUUUUUCUUCUUUUA
This is a messenger RNA of Xenopus laevis (African clawed frog), 5147 nucleotides long. It is a transcript of the gene gfi1.L, whose product is annotated as growth factor independent 1 transcription repressor L homeolog. The transcript is spliced from 7 exons. Gene Ontology annotation, molecular function: DNA-binding transcription factor activity, RNA polymerase II-specific; RNA polymerase II cis-regulatory region sequence-specific DNA binding. The record is from RefSeq and is a predicted model, not a curated record. NCBI's taxonomy places the organism in Eukaryota, Metazoa, Chordata, Amphibia, Anura, Pipidae. Gene Ontology annotation, cellular component: nucleus. Gene Ontology annotation, biological process: regulation of transcription by RNA polymerase II. Bases 434 to 1588 code for a protein of 384 amino acids.